Molecule: messenger RNA, 1182 nt
Organism: Tetrahymena thermophila SB210
Lineage: Eukaryota; Ciliophora; Oligohymenophorea; Hymenostomatida; Tetrahymenidae
Product: NOL1/NOP2/Sun family protein
Exons: 6
Biological process (GO): maturation of LSU-rRNA; rRNA base methylation
Cellular component (GO): nucleolus
Molecular function (GO): rRNA (cytosine-C5-)-methyltransferase activity
Source: RefSeq, a predicted model, not a curated record
AUGAUUAAAAAAUUUAUAAAAGGACACAUUAGCAAGUUUCUAAACUUAUGGUAGUAGGAACUAGAAUUAAAAAAAGAGUAAGCAAACCCAAUAGACUCAAUGUUAAGAAACUACCUUAAAGAAAAUAAAGCAUUAGGCAGUAAUGACAGAAAAUUAUUUACUGAUAAUGUUUACAAGCUAGUUAGACAUAAAGUGUAUUUAGAUACGAUUUCACCCAAACCACUGUCAUGGGAAGGCCGUCUUGACACUAUUUAUACAGAGAAAUUUGCUACAUAAAGAAAAAAUAUGUCACUUUUACCUCAUGUGAGAGCAAGCUGUCCAAAAGAUCUAUUUGAUGUUCUUUGCGAUUCUUUUGGUGAAGAAAAAGCAAUUGAAAUAUGCAUGGCAUAAAAUCUAAGGGCUCCUUUAACAGUCAGAGUAAACCCUAUAAAAAUAUCAAGAGAAGAGCUUAUUUAAAAGUGGAGAGAUGUGAACAAAUUUGCAAUCAAGCCUACUGAGUUCUCUCCUUACGGAAUAACAUUUACAACAGACAAAAACGAAAACUUGUAUGAACUACCAGAAUUCAAAAGAGGUUAUUUUGAAAUUUAGGAUGAAGCAAGUCAACUUGCAGCAUUUAAAGUGAAAUGUCAAAUAGGUGACCAUGUCUUAGACUAUUGCGCUGGUGCUGGAGGAAAAUCUUUAGCUUUUGCGCCUUAUCUUAAAGGAACAGGUUAAAUCUAUUUGCAUGAUACAAGAGACUAUAUUUUAUAAGAAGCUAAAAAAAGAUUUAAUAAAGCUGGAAUUCAAAAUGUUCAAUUUCACACAUAAGAAAGCUUAAAUAAUAAUAAAAAUAAAUUAGUUAAAAAAUUUGAUUGGGUAGUAUGUGAUGUACCUUGCACUGGUACAGGUACAUUGAGAAGAAACCCUGAUUUGAAAUAUAAAUUUUCGAGAAAUAGACUAAAAUAUUUUGUAGAUUUGUAAGCAAGUGUUUUCAAGGAGGCUCUGCCUUUUGUUAAACCUAAGACAGGAAAAAUAGUUUACUCAACCUGUUCAUUGCUUUAAGAAGAAAACAUAUUUUAGAUCACAAAAUUUUGUAAAGAAUUUAAUUUAGAAGUAGUAGAUGGAAAGCAUUUCUAAACAACCCCAGGCAAAGAUGUAGAAAUGGAUGGAUUUUUUUGUGCUGUUUUGCAAUUUAAAAAUUGA